AUGCGCAUCUCAACUCUUACUGCCCUCCUUGCGGCACCUCCAGCCAUUAUUGCAAGCACUCUGCCGAAAGGAAGACCCUUCUGUCCCGUAGUCAAGGCAAUAGUGACGGCCGCCCGGGAGCAAAAAGUAGCGACAGCAUUCUGCUCUUCGUAUUUGAGCAUUUCGGCCUCGACAAAGACGACCACGAUUGGAGGCGGGUUGACACGGAGCACAUCGACCGUGCAAGCACCAGCCGUAACCGAUACCAUUACCUUACCGGCCGUCACGACCACGGAGACUGUGGCCGCGAGCACAACUACCACUACUUUCACCGAUGUAGCCUACUCAACAACGUCCACAGCUACUGAGACUACAACAACCUUCACCACGACCCUCACCGCUUGUAAUGCUCCACAAACGACCACAGUCGAAAAGCGUACAGCGAAGAAACCAAGGCCGACCUGUUUGGCAUCCUACAAUUCAAAGCUGCUCUCCUCUGCCUGCAGCUGUCUUUCGAUUUGCCCUUCGACGACUGCCGUGACAAUCACUGGCACCCCAAGCACAACUAUUGUAACCUCGACCGUAACGCCUACUUCAACAUCCGUAGUGACGCUCGCUAUCACAACCGUAACUCUACCUCCAGGACCAGUCGUCACGGCCUCAACCACCACGACCAUAACCACUGCCUCAACUACAACAAUCCAAACCUCGGCGUCAACCCUGGUACCUCCAGACCCCCAAACCCAACGCUUCUACCUCCAAGCCCUCGGCGGACCCCUGAACGGCCGUCAAGUAGGCUUCGACAGCCGUCCCAAAGGCCGGUCAACGACACCCUACUGGUACUGUAACGGAGUUCAAUGCCCUCCGGGUACUUUCCUCACCAAUGCAGCCGGCAAUCUGGUGCUCCAGACUACCGUCAAUGCAGGUCACUAUCUCGAUGUAUACAGAACCGAUCCCGCUGCGGGAGCGUAUGGAGAAAUGUMGUUCAAUGACCCUGCGACAAGAGAUACGAGGGGCGUUCUUGUAAACUGCCAGGUGCAAGCGAAGGAGGACUCUACCUGUCCGGUAAGCUGUAGCUGGMCGGGUGGGAAUAUCAACCAACUGAGGAGUCCGUCUAAUGCUGGAUUCUGGCAGCUGACGAAUGUGGGGAGUGACUUAUUUGUGCCCUAUGCCGUCAGUGUCAAUCCCAAUCCAUAG
Messenger RNA from Ramularia collo-cygni, 1176 nucleotides. RefSeq lists its product as uncharacterized. The coding region runs from base 1 to 1176 and encodes 391 amino acids. Lineage: Eukaryota; Fungi; Ascomycota; Dothideomycetes; Mycosphaerellales; Mycosphaerellaceae. The record is from RefSeq and is a predicted model, not a curated record. The transcript has a single exon.